This is a messenger RNA of Iphiclides podalirius (scarce swallowtail), 1119 nucleotides long. The record is from the annotation of a GenBank genome assembly. Lineage: Eukaryota; Metazoa; Arthropoda; Insecta; Lepidoptera; Papilionidae.
AUGCGUUCCCGCCCCCAUCAUCCUGUUACAGUUAGUAUUCGCCCAAGACCAAGUAUGGCUAACAUUCAAGCAAGCAGUUCCCCACAGAUCAGUUCUGAACAAGCCCCAAAUGCUUCAAGAUCACCUAGUGAAAGGCCCAGAGAAAGCGCCAGAGUAAUACCGCUCCAGGAAAUGGAUAGUAUUGUAGAUGCUGAUAUGGCUAUGUUGGACAAUAACCGUCUACAUUUUUAUAGGCGAAUCAAUUCUGCCAAUAACAAUAGAAGAUCAGCUGUGCCUAGGAGAGAGGAAAUUGAAACUCAUGAGGAGAGUGAGCCAGCAAGCAAUGCUCAGAUAAGGGAGAUGGACAGCAUUGUCAGUGCAAUGGAAGCAGAUGUAACAACUGGCUGUGACUUUUUUACUAGAUCAAGUGAGAGUAGUGAAGUUCCACCUGCCACUGAGCAAAUAUCCAAUAAAAAUGGUGAAAACAAAGAUGACAUAACACCAAGUAGUUCACAUGAUGACAGUCAACCAGAGCUGGAAUCCCAAAAUGCGAAUGCGGUUUCUGAAAGGGAAGACGCCGAAAGGGCUGAAAGAGAGAGAAGGAAAAUACUUAUUAAGUUGAAGUUCCUCAAUGAAACCUUGAAAGAGGUUGAGGGCAACCUUGAUGAAUUAUUGAAGGAUUUUAAAUGGCGCCACUUCGCCGCGGAACUGGCGUCCGAGAGCCGCGUGCGGCUCAUCUUCAACGGGCACGUGCUGGUGGACGAGGGCGCCACGCUGCGGGCGUGCGGGCUCCACGACCGGGCCGUCGUGCACUGCCUCGUGCACCCCAAGAGGAGCGGCAACCAGCAACACGCUGUCACUGACGAUGCGGAUGUAGCGGCCACUCACGAACUGAUUACAGAGAGGGUAGUGCAGCCUGAGAGAGCAUGGGACCUCGAGAAUAUUCUGAUGACCCUCGUCUCUGUAGCACUGACUGUUGUUUGGUUCUUCAGGUGCGAAUAUUCAAACAUGUUCACGGCGAGCGCGAGCGUCGCUCUGUUCGGUCUGACGGUAUUCUACAGUGUUGCCAUCUUCGGCCUCUACCUGUCCGACACAUUCCACUUCGACCGCAGGCCCGCCCCGCAGCCGGCGGCUAACAAC